This is a messenger RNA of Exophiala dermatitidis NIH/UT8656, 2323 nucleotides long. Its product is annotated as anaphase-promoting complex component APC5. Gene Ontology annotation, cellular component: anaphase-promoting complex. The record is from RefSeq and is a predicted model, not a curated record. Gene Ontology annotation, biological process: protein K11-linked ubiquitination; anaphase-promoting complex-dependent catabolic process; positive regulation of mitotic metaphase/anaphase transition. Gene Ontology annotation, molecular function: protein binding. Bases 8 to 2323 code for a protein of 771 amino acids. The transcript has a single exon. NCBI's taxonomy places the organism in Eukaryota, Fungi, Ascomycota, Eurotiomycetes, Chaetothyriales, Herpotrichiellaceae.
AGACAAUAUGAACCGUUUUCUAACCCCCGGAAAGGUUGUGCUCCUUGUUGUGGCUCUACUAUAUGCGGAGGAUGUGGUCCCGACGGCUCAGACGACUUCCAUACUGACCUUCCUCAUGGGACAUGUCAUUCCCAUUAACAGAGAGUCCUGUACAACGGACACGAACGCCGGAUCUGACCAUGCCUUGCCGAUAUCAGCUUUCGAAUGGGCACUUUCUACUCUCCCGUCUUCGCGGCCUGGGCGGUCUUUAUACGACCUCUUGUUAAAAAGACUCUGGAUGAUUGACUGUUUCCAUGCCUUCGAGGCGUUCAUCACCAACCUUCCAUGUCUCCUGGCCAAGACGAGAGAACAGAUCCUCCGAGAGCGGGAAGCCGAUGACGACUCUGAGAUUUCAGAAGAUCUGGUCCAUGGUCCCAUCCUCAGGACUUCGCCUUUGGGUGCUUUCAUCCGCCGAUGCUAUCUUGAAUAUAUGAGACUUCAGUUCCAGGACAGCAUUGCUCUCUGGCAGAGUUUCAUCUUGUACAGACUGCCUACCUGGCAAUCUUACGAGAAGAAGAACAUUGUCCAUGAGGGAAGUGCGCUUGAUGUCAGUCUGGACAGUCUCCGCAUUGGCCCUUCACAUCAACUUGCCCAAUUAGUGUACGGUGGAUUGGCUGAAGAAAAAUCCAACCAUCAGGGCGCUUUCAGCACGUAUGAUCUCGAGAAGCUCAUGGAAUUCCAAGUCUCCGAGCUUCAAAGGAUCGGAGGGCGGCUCCCGGACAGCAUGAAAGCGAAGCUCCAACAAGUGGCAAAAUCAAGCAAUAUCAUUCCAAAACUAGGAUACUACUUGAGGUUUCUCGACUCAUGGCGAGCACGAGAUUAUUACUCGGCCUUCGACAAUUUGCGCCGAUAUUUCGAUUACGCGAUGCAGAGCAGGGAACGAGCUUUCUAUCAGUAUGCGCUUCUUAACCUUGCAAUUCUCCAAGCCGACUUCGAUUGUUACGAUGAAGCGCUCCCAGCCAUGCAAGAAGCUAUCGCAACAGCUCGCGAGAAUAGAGAUGUGACCUGCCUGAAUUAUUGUAUGAGUUGGCUCUAUCAUUUUGGAAGGUCGUUUCCAAAUAAACUGAGUACGCAAGAGGGAAAGGGAAUCCUUGGGAACGAGGUGGAAGGCCUGGCAUUCCUGAAAUCCAGGGCAAAGGAUGCCGAAAUGUGGAGUCUUCUGAGCACCACCCUAUUGAGCGAAGCCAAACUCGGGCUGCAGUAUGGGGACAACCUUGCAGUCGUAUUCGAGAAUAUUGCAAAGGCAUCGCACUUGAAUACCAUCCGGUCGACGCAUAGCAUUACCGGGUCCACACUGCUAAUGAAGGGCGCAGCAUACAGCAGGGUCGGUAUCGCCCAUCUGACUUGGUUGUGUGGACAGGCCUUCCUGCAAUGCCACAUCAAGGAGGCGCCGGUGGAAGAUAUUCUCAAAUGCAACUGCAGGAUGGCCGGUUUGUUGGUCCAGCGAGGCCGAUAUCGUGAGGCGGACGAAGUUCUUGACGGCAUCCCGAUACACGUCCGCCGGGUGCCCAAGUUUCAGAACUACCUCAACUUCUACCACGGGUUGUUGAAAAGUCGAAGGUUUUUGCACAGAGACGAUCUCAAUGCUGCAGAACAUCUGCUCGUCCGUCUACGCGGCCAGGCUCCGCCCGAUGUCGAGAUCAGAUUCUCCCUAUCAUUGCUGGAGGUCGAGCUUCUGAUACGGCGUGGAAACUUCAGCGGAGCUCUUCAGAAUAUCGAGGCAUUGACCAAGGGUAAACACCACGAGAUCAGUGAUAUCGCAGUUCAAACACGGCUGUUGAAUCUGAAAGCCAGAGUCCUGGCUGAAUGCGGACACCCACUCAAAGGAAUCUCUCUCGUGAUGAAAGCAGCACAGAUCGCGUAUCGCGGCCGCAUCCUGCCGUUGCUGUGGGAGUCGAUCGGACUUCUCGGCAGGAUUUUGAACGAAUUGAGAGAGUUUGCUGCGGCUAGUGAGAUACUUGAGUCAAUCAUGCCACAGGUCUUGCAGAAUGAAGACUGUGACCUUACAGCUCGGUCAUUCUCCGUUCUCGCAGAUGCAUACAUGGGAAUGGCAGGCUUGGAAGAGGACAGACCAAACAAACGGAAAGAGUUCAUCAGCAAAACAAUGGAGAACAUCGACCACGCCCACCUGCACUUCAGUCGCAUAGAGGACUUAAAGGGGCAGCUGGAGAUGUUAGAGAAGAAGGCCAUUCUGCUGCACUGGAAAGGGGACCCGGUUUUGGCAAAUGACGUUGCAGCUCAAUACCUCGAGCUUCAGAGGAAGUAUGAGUCUGAGAAAGUUUGA